UCUGUCUUGUACUCUAGUUUGGUUGGUGUUUUUGUUCCGCUAGAAACUUAUAGUUCAUCCCUUACUGCACUGCAGUGUUUGAGUGAGAAAUGGAAGACUUUGAGGAGUCGAUGUCUGACUGCAGUGUGGAUUCUAAUGAGCUGCCACCAAUGCCGCCAUUAAUCAGGAUAAGAAGGAAUAUAUCUGGGGAUUCCUACGAGUAUGGUACACUAUCUGCUCAGACAUCUUCUGACUCGCCUAUCACAGGCAUUGAUCAACCUAUGCAGAAUGCCGCAGCAGAGGUAUUGCCCGACCUAGAUCCAGAGGACAAAAUCUCUCUCCACAAAGAAGAUAAUUCCGGGGCACCGCCUGCACCGCCUUUGACAAGAUCAACGAAGAAAGAAUGUAGUUCAGCAAGUUCUUUAGAUCAUGAUGCAUGUUGUGUAUCAUCCCUAAAUAAACGUGGACAAGUCUGGCACGAUGAAAAGAAGCACGCUUCGCCUGGAAAAUCUUUUGAAUUGGGACACGGAGACAACUCGCCGUCAAAAUACAGUGGUAAUGUCGACCCGGAACAGCCUGUGCAACUAGAGCUGAGAUCUACGGCGAAUACAUCUUCCUCCAGUUAUCCGUUUGAACACGGUAAUAGACUUUCUGAACCGUGGAAACAGGAGACAACCGAAGAAGGAGAUUCAAUCGACAUACAAGGAGUUCGCGGACAUGAUAUCAGACAUCAGUCAGUUGGGUCUCAGUGUACCGCUACGGUUCUAGAUCAAGGAAAACGUUCUAUGAGUAAAACGCUACAAAAGUGUCAAAAGUGUCCCAAACAGUUCAAGAGAGCAUUUGAUCUUCGUCGUCAUGACCGUGUUCAUACUGGAGAGCGACCAUUCAAGUGUGAUGUAUGCAGCAAACACUUCUCUCAGUCAAGCGAUCUAAAAGUUCACAAACGUAUUCACACCGGUGAGAAGCCUUUCGCGUGCAAGGUUUGUCAAGCAUCAUUCACGAGAUCAUCAUAUCUAAGUAACCAUGAACGUGUUCACACUGGAAAAAGGCCCUACAAGUGCGAGAAAUGUGAAGCAUCGUUCAAGCAAUCGUCACAUCUUCGUAGACAUGAACGUACAGGUAUUCAUACUGGGGAGAGGCAUCACAAGUGCAAGGUAUGUGGUGCGUCGUUCCGCCGGUUGUCAGCUCUACAUGCUCAUGAACGCGGCACGCAUUGAUUUGUUCAUAGAGGAGCACGGUAUGUGAAUCGUAUUUCUACAGACCAAGAAAUGGGCAAGAGCCAGAAGGUUUACACACAAGAAAAAAAGACAUUUUGGGGAAUAUUCAACUGGGUGAAUUCUUUCCCAAACCCAUAAAGAAGACAAACGUCAUACAUGCAGUUUGUGCAAACAUCAGUCUCGUACUCAAAUUUACUGUAUGGACAUGCGCUUCACAUACAGGUGUGAAAUCCAGCAGUAAGGUGGUUACUUUACCUGUAGAAACAUUUAAUCCACACGAACACAUUCAUAAGAAUGAUGAUGAUCGUUGUCCAUUUUUACUGAGUUGGCGUUAGCCAUGAACUUAAAAGUCUUUUCUCUGCCUAUAGCUGCAGGUCAUUUUAUAACCAGUCUCGUUGCUCAUAGAACAAAUUAUACUUGCAGGUUUGUUUGUUUUUGUUUUACGUCUCAUUACUGUCAACAACAUUGAACAAAUCAGCAAGGACUGCAAAAGUAGCCCAAGCGGCCCCAACAA
Messenger RNA from Sycon ciliatum, 1710 nucleotides. Its product is annotated as zinc finger protein 233-like. The coding region runs from base 90 to 1196 and encodes 368 amino acids. The transcript has a single exon. The record is from RefSeq and is a predicted model, not a curated record. Gene Ontology annotation, biological process: regulation of transcription by RNA polymerase II. NCBI's taxonomy places the organism in Eukaryota, Metazoa, Porifera, Calcarea, Leucosolenida, Sycettidae. Gene Ontology annotation, molecular function: DNA-binding transcription factor activity, RNA polymerase II-specific; RNA polymerase II cis-regulatory region sequence-specific DNA binding.